GGAUCGGUUCUAAGUAGAUUGAUAAUCUGGGGAGAUAAUAAUUUAAUGGUCAUACUAGUGAGUGCUUGGAUAUGGAGAGCUUUAGGAAUUUGGUAAAUUCAUUCGGUAUCCCACGUCGGCAUCCUCAAAUCAAUAGUCAAGAUGAAGUUUCGUCAACUCAUGACCGACCGAUAAAUCCGGUCGGUGGAGAAGAUGAAAGUAUAACAUUAUUGACGACAUAUCCCUUGCGUGCCACCUCAUCCAUAAAUAGCAAGAUGUUUUCUCAGUUUAGAGGAUUUUCUACAUUAUUCCGCCUGCCUUAGAUCGCUACUAUGGAUUCUGCUAAGUUCUCUCAAUUCAACGUUUCAGUCAAAACCUACAAAUCAGUCCGAGACCAUGAAAUCCAAGCCUAUGUUCUCGUACCCAAAAAUAUAUCUCCUGGGCCUCAUCCUGUGAUCGUGAAAAUUCACGGUGGGGGUUCGGUAGCUGGAUCAGCGGUCUACGCUCCUUGGUUUCCCCAAUAUCUCCUAACCCUCGCGCUUCGAGAAUCUGCCAUCAUUAUCGCCCCAAACUAUCGACUCCUGCCGGAAUCAACUGCUCCAGAAAUGAUCUCCGAUAUUUCCGAUUUCUGGUCCUGGAUGCGCACAUCAUCACUCCGAUCUUCCCUUCCUUCUAAUAUCACAGCCAACCUUUCUCGCACUCUCUUGUAUGGCGAUAGUGCAGGUGGGCAUCUCGCCAUGCUAUCCGCACUAACCGAACCGGAAAAUACCAUAAGAGUAUGCAUAGCCGCAUAUCCGCAACUAGAUAUCGAAGAUGAGUGGUUCUGCAAGAAAUUUGAAAAACAUCCUUUUGGUGCACCCUUGCUCCCUACAGCUAUCUUGGAUAAUCAUUUAGAAAAGAUGGACAAGGACCCAAGUAAACGAGAACUUGUUUCCGAUACAAGAGAUCCAGGGGAGAGAUUGCAACUUAUUCUUGUGGCGUUGCAGCAGGGAAGAUACAAAGAAAUGUUUGGGGAAGAGGAACAUGUAUAUCCUUUCCGAGUUCUUAAAAAAAUAUCUAAAGAUGGGGCGAAGAGAAAAAUGCCUUUCCUUUGGCUAUAUCAUGGAGAAGAGGAUAGUGUUUUGCCUGUUGCCGGCACCACGAAGUUUGCUAGGAAAUGGAGGGAGGCAUUUGGAGAAGAGGGGUUGAUGGUGCAUACCGAAGAAGGCGAGGACCAUGGAUUUGAUACCGAGACAGAUGUUGAUGCGGGAUGGGUGAAGGAGAGGUUGGAGAAGGUUGUGGGGGUCUGGUUGAGCUAGAGGUGAUUGAGUGGACUUCAUAUUUUUGAAUCAAAUCAGACUUUAUAAUUAUACGUGAAAAUAUCGUGGCCAUCAUGACCUCUGGCUCAUUGUUCAAGUGAAUUGUAUUUCCCA
Messenger RNA from Botrytis cinerea B05.10, 1391 nucleotides. RefSeq lists its product as hypothetical. The transcript is spliced from 2 exons. Gene Ontology annotation, molecular function: hydrolase activity. The record is from RefSeq and is a predicted model, not a curated record. NCBI's taxonomy places the organism in Eukaryota, Fungi, Ascomycota, Leotiomycetes, Helotiales, Sclerotiniaceae. The coding region runs from base 312 to 1277 and encodes 321 amino acids.